AUGCACGUUGCUGUGCUCUGGUUCUGUCUUCUUCCCUCACUGCUCUGCGACAACCUGCGAUGCUACUACAGCCCCAUUCUGGAAAAGGAGAAGAAGUUUGAGCUCAUUGUGACCGAAUGCCCUCCUGAUGAGCUUUGCUUCAAGGCUGAUGGUCGCUAUGGAAACCACAGUGCCUUGUCAGCCAGGGGCUGCAUGGCGAAGAAGGACUGCAGCCAGGUCCACAAGAUCCGCCUCAAAGGAACCGUUUACACUAUGAGCUACAGCUGCUGCGAUGGGCCGUACUGCAACUCCAGCCCAGGGGUUGCUGCCACAUCCCUCUACAUCACACUAACACUGAUUACUGUAGCUGUGAUGGCCAGCAGAGUCUUUUAG
Molecule: messenger RNA, 372 nt
Organism: Cheilinus undulatus (humphead wrasse)
Lineage: Eukaryota; Metazoa; Chordata; Actinopteri; Labriformes; Labridae
Product: protein Bouncer-like
Exons: 1
Coding region: 1-372 (123 amino acids)
Source: RefSeq, a predicted model, not a curated record